Messenger RNA from Mycena indigotica, 2253 nucleotides. RefSeq names its product Phosphatidate cytidylyltransferase. The transcript has 13 exons. Lineage: Eukaryota; Fungi; Basidiomycota; Agaricomycetes; Agaricales; Mycenaceae. Gene Ontology annotation, cellular component: endoplasmic reticulum membrane. The coding region runs from base 109 to 2253 and encodes 714 amino acids. The record is from RefSeq and is a predicted model, not a curated record. Gene Ontology annotation, molecular function: phosphatidate cytidylyltransferase activity.
CUCUCUUACCUUCACUUUCUUUUCCCUCCCUUUCCUUUCAUCGACCGAGUCGAUCCCUUUGCCGCGCAAAGCCUCUCUCUUGAACCCCCAGAGGGACAGUUUUCUACUAUGGCUGCGCCUGCUGCUCAAUUUGCUGCUACUCGCGAUGCGACCAACAGUUUGGUACUCUACCUUUCUCCCACCCAACCACCCAUUCCCAUACCACCCGAGCUUCGCGACGAACUCCCAGAUCAAAUUUGGGCUGAGCGGCUCCGAACAUUGACUGCAACGGCGUCCCGGUAUAACAAGGUCUGGUUUGAGCGUAUUUGGCUUCUUGUCGGAAUAUGUGCUAUCUUUAUCGUUCCCGUCGCUCUUUUCCCCAUAAUCCUGAAAGCCCUUCUUACUCGCAAUGAUACCGUCGCAAACCACAUCUUCGAGGCCCGUGGUAUUUCUUUCGGCGUUUUCGUGGGCCUCAUGCUCCUGUUUUUCGUCCCAAUGGCAAUUUGGAAGUAUAUUGGCCAGCAAGAGGCGAACGCCUUGCUACUGAAAACUCCUGGUAUAUUCAGCAGCAACAUUAUCCUAAGAAUCCAGCUGCCUGCCGGGAAAUCUGUUUCAGUGUUUACGUUCGGGGCAUAUCUUCCGAGCCAUAUCGGACAAGCUCCCGACCAGGAAGCGAACUACUUCUACCCGUACAAACCAGGUUCUGAAGGUCUUCCACGAAUGAGCACCAUUGGGAACGUUCCUCUCUUCAACGACGAGAAGAAAGGCGAGCAAGAGCCUCCACCCAAGCUCACCAAGACAGCGCUCAAGAAAGCUGCCAAAGCUGCCCGACAAGCAAAGGCCAAACCAACCCCGCCACAGACCCCACCAGUAGCACCAGCCAGUUUGAUUCCAGAUAUCGUUUCCGAGGAGGUUGAGCCGCUUCAGCCCCCCGUCUUGACCAAUGGCAUUCAGAAAUCAGAACCUGAAGCGCCGCUGAAAGUCGAAGAGUUUAUUCCCGACCCUGUAAUUCCUCCUACUCCCUUGCCGCCAGUGGAAAUACCACUUCCUACACUUCGCCCUCCCCUACCUGAACCCGUAGUCCCAAACCCGACACCUACAGUUGCGAAGCCCUCACCUGUGGUCGCCAAGCCGAUACCAGUCGUCGUAGAAAACCCCACCCUGGUCGCUGAGACCACCAAAAAGAGACAGAAUAUGCUCACACGAACAUUAUGGACAUUCAUUAUGAUCGGAGCAUUCAUAGCUCUCCUGCUCAUGGGCCACACGUACAUGAUACUUCUUGUCAUGUUAUGUCAGACGCUCGUUUACCGUGAAGUCACUGCUCUGUUCUCGCUUACGACUUCUGAGGAGGAGACCAAGAAACACGGCAAGGAUCCAUGGAGCACGACACUCAACUGGUACUUUUUUGUGGUGACCAACUACUUCCUCUUCACUCUUUACACUAUCGGAUUCGUGGGCUUCGUGAUGUCCCUCCAGAAGGGUUUCUUGAAGCAACAGUUUGGGCUUUUCUGCUGGGUCCACAUGAGCUUGCUCAUAAUCGUCCUGUCAAGCCACUUUAUUGUGAAUAACAUACUCGAGGGUCUAAUAUGGUUCUGGGUCCCCGCCUCGCUCGUCAUCUGCAACGACGUAUUCGCCUACGUGUGGGGAAUUACGUUUGGCCGAACUCCACUGAUCCAGCUGUCGCCGAAGAAAACGGUUGAAGGAUUCAUUGGCGCAUUCUGGAGCACGAUGAUUUUCGGUGUGCUUUGGGGCACAUAUUUCAUGCAGUUCGACUAUAUGAUCUGUCCCGUUCAAGACCUUGGAGUCAGUGCUUGGAGUUCGGUGAAAUGCAAACCCAACCCUGUUUUCGUCUGGCGCGACUGGCAAAUGGGGCCGCCAAUGGCCGUCUUCCUCUCUACAUUACUCGGACGAACCAUCACCACAAUCCCAUAUGCGCCAUAUCAUCUCCACCUACUGUUUAUGUCUGGAUUCGCGUCUCUUGUGGCUCCUUUUGGCGGCUUCUUUGCGUCGGGCUUCAAGCGCGCUUUCAACAUCAAGGAUUUCGGCCAUAGCAUUCCCGGACAUGGCGGGAUGACCGAUCGAAUGGAUUGCCAGUUCCUUAUGGGAGUAUUUGUCUACGUCUACUAUGGCAGUCUCAUCCGCGAGUAUCAUGUGACAGUGGGGUCUGUGCUACAAACAAUUGCGACUGGGUUGACGGUCGAUGAACAACUGGUGCUGCUGGCGGAUUUGCAACGAUAUUUGGCCAGGCAGGGCAUUAAAAUCCCAUCUAGAUAA